Messenger RNA from Medicago truncatula (barrel medic), 594 nucleotides. RefSeq lists its product as uncharacterized. NCBI's taxonomy places the organism in Eukaryota, Viridiplantae, Streptophyta, Magnoliopsida, Fabales, Fabaceae. Gene Ontology annotation, molecular function: enzyme inhibitor activity. The record is from RefSeq and is a predicted model, not a curated record. The transcript has a single exon. The coding region runs from base 6 to 536 and encodes 176 amino acids.
AAAGAAUGAAUCCCUCAUCAUGUUUAUCCUUGUUGCUUACAAUUUCCUUGAUCUUUAACUCUCAUGCCAUUUCACCAAAAUCAAGCUCCAAGUUAUAUCAAAAUGUAUGUAAAAAUGCUGGAAAUGAUAACCAACGUUGCUUAAAACUAUUAGAAGCAAACCCUAGCAUAAUUUCAGCCAAAGACUAUCCUACCCUUUGUAAAUUAUUCUUAGAGAUGGCAAUAGAGAAGGCAAUAAAAGGCCAAAAUUACCUCAAAACAUUGAUGAAAGAACAACCUUCUUCAAAAGCCAUCAAACAAUGUGCAACCAAUGAUUACAAUGGAUUGGUUGCAUCAUUUAGAAGCUCGUUAGUUGAGUUAAAUGAAGAUCCAAUAUCUGCAAACUAUGAUGCUAAAAUUGCUGGUGAUGGACCUCAAGCAUGUGAAGAUGCCUUGGCUAAAGAAAAGAUAGUUAAGUCUACUCUUUCUACAUUGAAUAAUAAUAUGAAGUUUCUUAGUGUUGUUGCAUAUUUAGCCACAAACUAUCUUCCACAUUGAGAUGUGGUUUUGUUGUUAUGUUUGCUAUUGUUUUUAUUGUUAUGUUUGCUUUGUUAAA